Teleopsis dalmanni is the source of this 1549-nucleotide messenger RNA. Its product is annotated as serine/threonine-protein kinase S6KL-like. The record is from RefSeq and is a predicted model, not a curated record. Gene Ontology annotation, molecular function: ATP binding; protein serine/threonine kinase activity. The transcript has 9 exons. Lineage: Eukaryota; Metazoa; Arthropoda; Insecta; Diptera; Diopsidae. The coding region runs from base 75 to 1493 and encodes 472 amino acids. Gene Ontology annotation, biological process: protein phosphorylation.
AAAAGUAAAAAGGAAAAAAAAGUUUUAGGAGAAAGCAAAACAAAAAUAAUUAAUGUUAAAAAUUAAAUAUAUUAAUGGGAAACAAAGCAUCAAGGAACAGGAAUGAUAUCGAAAAAACAAAUACAAAUAAUUUAGCAAAAAAUUUAAGUGCUGCAACGACCACAAAUUUUUUAGACGAGCAGAGCACAGAAAAUCAAAGCUGUAGGAGGUCAAAACAUACAAAAGCAACAACAACAGCAAGCGCAGCAGCUGAACAAUCAGCUGCACACCAACGAUUACUGUCACAGUCUUCUUUUUGGAGUUUGGGCAGUUUAAGUGGUCGACUUAAUUGGAGUUUUAGUGGUAUUCCCAAAGGUUCUUUCCGCAAUCGCAAUAAAUCCAGCCGCAAGAGCCUAACAUCGUUACAACAGCGACGUGCUAAGACUACAUGGCAUAAACCGCUCACAAAUGCCAUUUUCAAUACGCAUUUCAAAGAGUUAAGUCGCAACGAGGAAUUCUUCAUUGAAAAUUUGAUUGCCAAGGGUGCAUUCGGCGUAGUUUUUAAAGUUGUCGAUAAGCGUGAGGCAGCUGAUAAACAUGAUUCGCAGGUUACGAAGACAUACGCAUUGAAAGUGUUGAAGAAAUCAAAAAUUAUAGCAGAAAAUAGCGUACAGCAAAUUAAAGACGAAGCUGAUAUACAAAAACUUUGUGGUCAUCAUCCUUUCAUAGUUCAACAACUUGAUUCUUGGCAAAACAGACGCAAUCUACACAUACUUUCUGAAUACGUACCAAACGGUGAACUUUUUUCCAAAAUUGCUCAAUUUUCCAUUGACUUAAUCCGUUUAUAUUUGGCUGAAAUUGCACUAGCCAUUGACUUCUUACAUAACGCCGGCAUUAUAUACCGUGAUGCUAAACCUGAAAAUAUUCUACUGACAAAUAACUAUCAUAUAAAACUAACUGACUUUGGUCUCAGCAAGUGGCUUAAAUUGGGAGCAACUACAAAAACCAUGUGCGGCACUUUUCAAUACAUGGCACCGGAAAUACUACGUGGAGAGACCUAUGGGCAUGCAGUAGAUUGGUGGUCAAUGGGAGUUAUAGUUUGUCAAAUGUUCACACAAAAGAGUCCCGACAUAAAAGUUUUUUUCAAUUUGCCGGAGUCAUGUGAAAAUGCACCUAAGGAUGCUGUGGAUUUUAUAAAGCCCACAGUCGAGAGUCUUCCGUUGGUAGCUUCAUUGGAUUGUCAAAAUUUUCUACCAUCUGAAGUAGCUGAUUUGCCACAUGAAGGCAAGGAUGUUUUGAAACGUCUCUUAGAAGUUGAUCCAAAACUUCGUUUGCGUUCUGUUUUGGGAUUGCAGAAAAUCGCUCUUUAUCAACAUUUCAAAAUAAACGCAGAGUAUUUAUUAAGUGUAAAUCCACUUGAUAUUAUGGAAAAGGAUAACAUUCCAGUAUAUAAAGGCAACUGUUAUGAAGAGACUUCUAGUGCCAUAGCAACAAAAGCAUUCCAAGAUUUUUAAAUCUUUGAAUCUCAUCUCUUUUAUUUUUAUAGUUUCUUUUUAGCAAACAAUAAUAG